Messenger RNA from Pimephales promelas (fathead minnow), 3607 nucleotides. It is a transcript of the gene vps52, whose product is annotated as VPS52 subunit of GARP complex. The record is from RefSeq and is a predicted model, not a curated record. Lineage: Eukaryota; Metazoa; Chordata; Actinopteri; Cypriniformes; Leuciscidae. Gene Ontology annotation, molecular function: syntaxin binding. Gene Ontology annotation, biological process: lysosomal transport; Golgi to vacuole transport; endocytic recycling. Gene Ontology annotation, cellular component: GARP complex.
GAAGUUUAAACAUAUCAAAACGCAGUUAUUGAUGUUUCGAAUGUUUUAGCAUAUAUUUUAGAGCAAUUACUCAUUUGUAAAUAGAUUUUUUUAUGAUGUUACAAUGUGUCAUUUUUGGGGGAUGACCGGAGGGACGGAAAUACUGAACGGACCUGUAGUUUUUUUUUAACUACAUACGCCAUGGCGGAGGCGCUGAUAGCUGGAGCUGUUCAUACAAACACGCCCGCUGAGUCCAUGAGCGGUGCGAUGGAGUAUUUACAGGAUAAGAAGUCAGACUUUGAUGUGGUUCCUCCACUAAAUUUGGGUGAUCUGGACAUCACUACAGAUGAGUUCAUUCUGGAUGAGGUGGACCUUCACAUUCAAGCUAAUCUGGAGGAUGAUCUGGUGAAAGAGGCGCUCAAGACGGGUGUGGAUCUGCGGCAGUACUCCAAACAGGUGGAGACCGAGCUGCAACGAAUUGAACAAGCAUCAAUCAAAGACUAUAUCAAAGAGAGUCAGAAUAUUGCCUCUUUACACAACCAGAUCACAGCCUGUGACUCAAUACUGGAGCGUAUGGAAGGCAUGUUGAGUAGUUUUCAGAGUGACCUGUCAUCCAUCAGCAGUGAGAUUCAGACACUGCAGCAGCAGUCAGUCAGUAUGAACAUGAGGCUGAAAAACCGCCAGGCUGUCCGCAGUCAGCUCAGCCAGCUGGUUGAUGAACUGGUCGUUCCCAGCACCAUGAUUUCUGUGAUUAUAGACAGUCCUGUUACGGAGCAGGAGUUUUUGGAGCAGCUUCACGAGCUUAACAACAAGAUCAAUUUUGCUAAAGAGCUCAGCUUCAGAGAGACCCUUGCCUGCUCUGAUAUACAGGAUAUCGUUGAUCGCCUCAAAAUUAAAGCCGUCUCAAAGAUCCGUGAGUUCAUCCUACAGAAGAUCUACUCAUUCAGAAAGCCCAUGACCAACUACCAGAUCCCUCAGAACACACUACUCAAGUAUAGAUUUUUCUAUCAGUUCCUGUUAGCCAAUGAGAGGACCGUUGCAAAGGAGAUCCGGGACGAGUAUGUGGACACCAUGAGUAAAAUCUACUUCAGUUACUUCAAGUCAUACAGCAGCAGACUACUGAAAGUCCAGUAUGAAGACGUUGCAGACAAGGAUGAUCUGAUGGGAGAAGAGGAUACAGCCAAAAAAGGUUUUUUCUCCAAGCCUUCUUUCAAGAGUAGGAACACUAUUUUUACUCUUGGCCAGAGGGGGGAAGUACUGAACCCUACAGAGCUGGAGGGGCCCAUACUCAUCCCACACACUGCUCAGAGAGGAGAGUCCAGAUACCCGUAUGAAACUCUCUUCCGCAAUCAGCACUAUGCUUUGUUGGAUAACGGCUGUCGAGAGUUCCUCUUCUUAUCGGACUUCUUCAUGGUGGCUGGAAAUUCUGCUUUGGAUUUGUUCAACAGCAUCAUGGGAAAAACGCUCAGCAUGUUCUUGAAGAAUCUGUCAACAUACUUGACAGACUGUUAUGACAGUAUUGCUGUGUUUCUCUGCAUUCACAUCAUUCUGCGCUUCAGAGCCAUCACAGCCAAGAGGAACAUCCCUGCACUUGACAAGUACUGGGAGGCUGUGCUAGAAUUGUUAUGGCCAAGAUUUGAGCUCAUUUUGGAGAUGAACAUCCAGAGCAUUCGAAACACUGACCCUCAGAAACUGGGUGUACUGGACACCAGACCACACUAUAUUACACGCCGGUAUGCUGAAUUCUCUUCUGCUAUUGUUAGCAUAAAUCAAACCUUUCCCAAUGAGAGGACCAACACGCUACUCGGACAGCUGCAGAUUGAAGUGGAGAAUUUUGUGCUGAAAAUGGCGGCCGAGUUUCCUUCUAGACGAGACCAGCUCAUCUUCCUCAUCAACAACUAUGACAUGAUGCUCAAUGUGCUCAUGGAGAGAGCAGCUGAUGACAGUAAAGAGGUUGAAGGCUUUCAGCAGCUCCUACUGGCGAGAACACAGGAGUUUAUAGAGGAGAUUCUUUCAUCUCCGUUUGGAGGGAUGAUUGCAUUUGUGAAGGAGAGCGAGGGACUAAUCGAGAAAGGGCAACUUGACAAACUCAAAAAUGAUGAAGCUCGUAUCACUCAGUUGGUGCGGGGUUUCUCCAGCACAUGGAAGCAGUCUGUGGAGGCCUUGAGUCAGGAUGUGAUGCGUUCCUUCACCAACUUUAAAAACGGAACCAGCAUAAUUCAGGGAGCGCUGACCCAGCUCAUCCAGUACUAUCAUGGUUUCCAUAAGGUCCUCUCCCAGCCAACAUUCCGGAGUCUGGCGGUGCGCUCUGAGCUCAUAAACCUCCAUCAUCUGAUGGUUGAAGUCAAGAAACACAAACCAAACUUUUGAACCCACACAUGAAUCAUCAGGACUUAUUGGGCCAAGACUGUCAGGAAAUAUUUGCUGUAGUAGCACUGCAAAAAAUCAUUCUUUGGGAGUACCUAAGAACAUACACAUUCAUAAAACAAGAGAUAUUUUCCUUGUAAGCAAAAUUGUGUAAAACUGAAGACUAAUUUUCAGAACAUCUAUAUUGGAUGGUGAGUGUAAUUUUUCUUCUGUCACUGGCAGUAGUUCUGUCAACCUAAGCAAAACAACAAUGCAAACAGAAAACAAGGAAGAAAUAUUAAAAGUCUGAUAUUUUCCAGUUUAGAUCUAAAGCUAGAACAGGUGAUUUUUCUACUAAUUUUCAGUAGAUUGUGAUUUAUAUCAACAAGUAUCAUAUAUAAUAAGCUCUAAUCUAAUUCUUUGGCAGUCUUAUUUUUUAAGGGAUAAUUCACACACAGAAUAAAUAUUCUGUCAUUAUUUACUCACCCUCAAGUUGUUCACAAACCCAUAAGACUUUCGUUCAUCUUCGGAACACUAAUCAAGAUAUUUGAAUGAAAUCUGAACAUUUUCUGUCCCUCCAUUCACAGCUAUGCAACUACCACUUUCACCCUUCAGAAAGUACAUAAAGAGAUUGUAAAACUAAUCCAUAUGAAUUGUGCGGUUGAAUAAAAGUCUCUUCAGAAACUUUGGACUAAACCGAAACUGCUUGAUGCGCAACAAGCUCAAAACUCUUGCGGAAACUCAAACGUGCUGUGUAACAUUGAUUGUCACACGUCAAGCGACAUGCUUGAGCUUCCAUUUACCAUAACUGAUGUGUGUGCUGAUGAAUGUUUAUAUGUGAAUAAAAGCCUAAAUUCAAUCUGUUCAGUGUCUAAAGCGAUUGUGCCUCUUCUGAAAAUUUGGACUAAACCACUCAAUUUAUAAGGAUUUAUUUUUUUAUGAACUUUUUGAAGCGUCAAAGUGCUAGUUAAGUAGAUGUCAAUGGAAGGAUAAAAAUUUCAUUAAAAAAUAUCUUAAUUUGUGUUCUGAAGAUGUACGAAAGUCUUGCGGGUUUGGAAUGACAUAAGGGUGAGUAAAUGAUAGAAUUUUUGGGUGAACUAACCCUUUAAGUUUGCUGAUAAUUUGAUUUCCUUCUAUGUUUAUGUAAAUGCAUUUUUGGCCUGGCAUCAGAUCUAAAAAUGUAUUUUUGUUUUCUCAAAAGUUCUUUAUGUAGGCCUAUGCACUGUUGUAUUGACAAAAAAAAGUAUUCCAUGUCUCAAAAUAAAAGCUAUUAAAUCAAAAA